Molecule: messenger RNA, 1422 nt
Organism: Cornus florida
Lineage: Eukaryota; Viridiplantae; Streptophyta; Magnoliopsida; Cornales; Cornaceae
Product: UPF0481 protein At3g47200-like
Exons: 1
Coding region: 1-1422 (473 amino acids)
Source: RefSeq, a predicted model, not a curated record
AUGGCCAACGGUAUUGAUGAGGUGGUUCCUGUGGAGCUGUCAAAUAUGAGUAGCCACGAAGAAUGGCUUAAUUCCAUAAUAGAUGCAGCUGAAGGAGCGAAUAGUACUACUACAAAUUCUGCGUCUGAUCAAGCUCCAAGGCGUCAAAGGCCGCCGGCAAGAUUAAUCCACAAGGUUCCUCAGAUGCUGGGAGAAACCAAAGCCGAGUUUGAGAAAUACUAUGCUCCGAGGGUUGUCUCUAUUGGUCCUUACCACCACCACAACCUGCAGCAGCUCCAUCAAAUGAACGAGUUCAAGCUUAUAUUCACAAGGAAGCUUGUCUCAAACGACAAGCAGAAGCUUGAUGGCUUGUACAGCGAGCUUUUCCAGAUGAUCAAACAGGUGAGGGACUGCUACGAAGAGACAAAUGUUGCUAGUUUUAACGAUGAGGCGUUCACAAGGAUGAUGCUUAUUGAUGGCUGCUUUAUAUUGUAUUUCAUUCAUUGCUCCCAAAACGAAAAUGAUAGGGUCCGGGUGGGAUUGAAACCUUACCACAUCCCAUUCGUGCAGCAGGACUUGUUCUUGCUCGAAAAUCAACUGCCUUUCCUUGUCCUUGACGAGUUGAUCAACUCACCAUCAACCAUUUUAACCACAACUGAUUGGAUGCAAAAGGUGGGAAAGUUCAUUGAAGACAAAAUUAUGGUGCCACAAUACGGCACGAAGCAGAUCAAUAAGCGACAGGUGGUUCAGGAUAAUGAUUAUGCGCAUCUUCUUGAGCUUCUGCACAAAAAAAUGGUAGGCCCGGUAGGCUCUGGGAUUCGUGAGGUAUGUUCUUAUAAUUGGUACAAUUUCCGGAAUGUGAAGGAGCUCAUAGAAGCCGGCAUCCGACUCAAGCCUUCAAAGACUAGUUUCUUGACCGACAUUUGUUAUGAACGUGGCUACCUUGAUAGGCACCUAACGCUUCCUCCAAUAACUGUGGAUGAUUCAACAAAGUCCAAGUUCAUCAACUUAAUUGCCUACGAAAUGUGCCCAGAGGCCUCGGAUGAUAUAUGGGUCAUUUCUUAUAUAUGCUUUCUCGAUGCACUUGUUGAUCAAGCCGAGGAUGUUAAGGAGCUGCGUUCAGCGGGAAUACUCCACAACCACCUUGGCAGCGACCAUGAAGUGGCUACUCUCUUCAAUGAGAUAGCCAUCGACUUGGUGCCGCUGCCUUGUGCUUAUAAUAAAGUCAAAUGUGACAUUCAAGCUCACUACCACAGCAAAGGGUUGAAUUAUCUGGCUCAAUUGAAGCACCAGCAUUUGAAGAACCCGUGGACCAUCAUGGGCCUCAUUGCCGGAUUUAUACUUCUUAUUCUUACUGCGGUUCAAGCCUGGUUCCAAGUCUGGUCUCGUCCCACUGAAUGUGACCGUCUUUGCAAGUUUAUUAAAGAUAAUCACCACAUAUGA